AUGAGAAACGGCACGGGGGUGACAGAGUUCAUCCUCGUGGGGCUCUUCGAUAAACCCCAGCUGCAGGCUCCACUCUUCUUCAUCCUCUUCCUCACCUGUGCAUUAAGCGUCACCGGGAAUCUGACCGUUGUCACCCUCACCUUGCUGGACUCUCACCUCCGCACCCACAUGUACUUCUUCCUUACUAGAGAUGGCCUUCAUUUCUUCCUCCUGGCCGCCAUGUCCUAUUACCGCUAUAUCGUCAUCUGCCAGCCCCUGCAUUACACAGCCGUCAUGAACAGGGGUUUCUCUCUCUUGCUCAACACCCGGUUACUGGAGCUGAUUGCUUUCCUCUUGGCCUUGGGGACUCUCCUGGUCACCCUGGCUCUGGUGACCACGUCGUACCCAGCUAUCAUCCACACCAUCCUGAGACUGCCCUCCGCUCAACAGAGAAGAAAGUCCUUUUCCACCUGCUCCUCCCACAUGGUCGUGAUCUCCAUCAAAUAUGGCACUUGCAACUUCAUGCACAACAAAGCAUACUCCAAGACAGCUCGAAAUUCCAAGGCGUUAAGGAAACAUGGGACGCUAUGGCCAAUCCUAAAGUGCGAUGGAGUGGGGUUUAGAGUUAUCCUGUAA
This is a messenger RNA of Tachyglossus aculeatus (Australian echidna), 615 nucleotides long. RefSeq names its product olfactory receptor 6C76-like. Gene Ontology annotation, cellular component: membrane. NCBI's taxonomy places the organism in Eukaryota, Metazoa, Chordata, Mammalia, Monotremata, Tachyglossidae. The coding region runs from base 1 to 615 and encodes 204 amino acids. Gene Ontology annotation, biological process: G protein-coupled receptor signaling pathway. The record is from RefSeq and is a predicted model, not a curated record. Gene Ontology annotation, molecular function: olfactory receptor activity. The transcript has 4 exons.